Sapajus apella (tufted capuchin) is the source of this 3910-nucleotide messenger RNA. RefSeq names its product zinc finger and BTB domain containing 24 (gene ZBTB24). NCBI's taxonomy places the organism in Eukaryota, Metazoa, Chordata, Mammalia, Primates, Cebidae. Gene Ontology annotation, molecular function: RNA polymerase II cis-regulatory region sequence-specific DNA binding; protein binding; DNA-binding transcription factor activity, RNA polymerase II-specific. Gene Ontology annotation, biological process: regulation of transcription by RNA polymerase II. The transcript has 7 exons. The coding region runs from base 350 to 2443 and encodes 697 amino acids. The record is from RefSeq and is a predicted model, not a curated record. Gene Ontology annotation, cellular component: nucleus.
GCCGACCCGGGGUUCCGGGGGCUCCGCGCCGGCCCACGUCUGGCUGGUGGCCGCACGCGGCUUACGUUAUUGCUGUUUUAUUGCCGCUACCUCACAUUCGCUUUGUACAUACACGUUUCUUCACUCUUUUCACAUUGGUUCCCUCACACGAAAUGGCUAAUAAUCUGGAAGAUGGAGGCAGCUUCGUUCUCCUUGAGAUAGUUGUGCAGUCAUAGAAAGUUCGUGCUGCGGAGGACUUUGGAGAUGGUUGAUCCCAUUCCUUCAUUGUAGAGAAGGCACACGCUGAACUGUUUCAUGAGUAUUGGAGAGUCACCCAGCUAGAUUUAAGCCUUCGUGGCUUCUGAAGAAAAUGGCAGAAACAUCGCCAGAUCCUUCUGGGCAGCUUGUCGUACACUCGGUCACUCACAGUGACACUGUCCUGGCCAGUUUUGCGGAUCAGAGGAAGAAAGGCUUUCUCUGUGACAUUACUUUAAUUGUGGAGAACGUACAUUUCCGGGCCCACAAAGCCUUACUUGCUGCCAGUAGUGAAUACUUCUCAAUGAUGUUUGCAGAAGAGGGUGAGAUUGGCCAAUCCAUUUAUAUGCUGGAAGGCAUGGUUGCAGACACCUUUGGCAUCCUGCUCGAAUUUAUCUACACAGGUUAUCUCCAUGCCAGUGACAAAAGUACAGAACAAAUCCUGGCUACUGCUCAGUUCUUAAAAGUCUAUGACCUGGUAAAGGCUUACACAGACUUGCAAAAUAAUCACAGCUCCCCAAAGCCAACAACUUUGAACACUGCUGGUGCUCCAGUGGUUGUUAUCUCUAAUAAGAAAAACGAUCCUCCAAAGCGGAAAAGGGGAAGACCAAAGAAAGUCAACACACUGCAGGAGGAGAAAUCAGAACUGGCUGCAGACGAAGAAAUACAGCUAAGAGUGAAUAAUUCAGUUCAGAAUAGACAAAACUUUGUGGUUAAAGGAGGCAGUGGUGUACUGAAUGAGCAGAUUGCAGCAAAAGAAAAGGAAGAAUCGGAGCCUGCUUGUGAACCAAGUAGAGAGGAGGAAAUCCCAGUUGAAAAAGAUGAGAACUAUGAUCCCAAAACCCAGGAUGGCCAGGCCAGCCAGAGUCGCUACAGCAAGCGGAUGAUUCGGAGAUCCGUCAAACUUAAAGAUUACAAACUUGUUGGGGAUCAGGAGGACCAUGGUUCAGCCAAGAGGAUAUGUGGAAGGAGAAAGCGCCCUGGAGGCCCUGAAGCUCGUUGUAAAGACUGUGGCAAGGUCUUUAAGUACAAUCACUUUUUAGCAAUCCACCAGAGGAGCCACACAGGGGAGCGACCUUUCAAAUGUAAUGAGUGCGGAAAAUGCUUUGCCCAGAAGCACUCUCUCCAGGUCCACACCAGGAUGCACACAGGCGAGCGGCCGUACACCUGCACCGUGUGCAGCAAGGGUCUGACCACCAAGCACUCACUGCUGGAGCACAUGAGCCUGCACUCAGGACAGAAGUCUUUUACCUGUGAUCAAUGUGGAAAAUAUUUCAGCCAGAACAGACAACUAAAGAGCCAUUACCGAGUUCAUACAGGCCACUCAUUACCAGAAUGCAAAGACUGCCAUCGCAAAUUCAUGGAUGUGUCUCAGCUAAAGAAACACCUGCGAACACACACAGGUGAGAAGCCGUUUACUUGUGAAAUCUGUGGCAAAUCUUUCACAGCAAAGAGUUCUCUUCAGACCCACAUCAGAAUCCAUCGAGGAGAAAAGCCAUACUCAUGUGGCAUCUGUGGCAAAUCCUUCUCUGACUCCAGUGCCAAGAGGAGACACUGCAUUCUACACACUGGCAAGAAGCCUUUCUCCUGCCCUGAGUGUAACUUACAGUUUGCUCGCCUAGACAAUUUGAAGGCUCACUUGAAAAUUCAUAGCAAGGAGAAGCAUGUGUCAGAUGCCAGCAGCAUUUCUGGCGUUAAUAAUACAGAAGAGGUCAGGAAUAUUCUUCAGCUACAGCCAUAUCAACUCUCUACCUCGGGAGAGCAGGAAAUUCAGCUUCUUGUAACUGAUUCUGUACAUAACAUCAAUUUCAUGCCCGGUCCUAGCCAGGGAAUCAGCAUUGUGACUGCAGAGAGUUCCCAGAACAUGACUGCAGACCAGGCUGCUAAUCUCACCCUGCUCACGCAGCAACCAGAGCAACUGCAGAAUUUAAUUCUUUCAGCUCAACAGGAGCAAACAGAACACAUUCAGAGCCUCAAUAUGAUUGAAAGCCAGAUGGGGCCCUCACAGACAGAGCCAGUGCACGUGAUCACUCUGUCCAAAGAAACUCUGGAACAUCUUCACGCCCAUCAAGAACAAACAGAGGAGCUCCAUUUAGCUACAAAUACUUCCGCUCCAGCUCAGCACCUGCAGCUGACACAGGAGCCUGAUGCGCCGCCACCCACUCACCACGUGCCACAGUCAACGCCGCUUGGCCAGGAGCAGAGCUGACCUGUAAACAUGUUUGACUGCUUGAUUAGGCUCUUCUCAUAAGCCAGCUCUGACCGGAUUUUGAAUGCUUAGGGCUCUCCAUACCAUUGACUUGCAGUUCCUUUGAUGACGACUGAUGUUUGCAAUGCUCACCAUCCAGGUAGCAAGAUCUGUGUGUGUGUAUGUCUUGUCUAAGGUACAGAUUUGGAUUUAGCAUUUCAAUAUUGUUGAUUGGUUUUCAUUUUCAUCUGCAACAUCUCGUAAAGACUCGGGUAGUUUUUCUCUGGGGGCAUUGAUUUCAAGUUUUCUAUAAGGUUUAAAUGUUCACAGCCAUAGGUUAUGGUCUUACCAGUCUCCCCAGUUUUUUGUUUUGUUUUUUAAUUUUCUAAGACAAAGGAAGUCAUAUCUUGGUUGAACUGGGCAGAAUGAUUGGUUCCAUUUUCUUAUUUUUCUUAGGCAACACAGUUGUUACCAAUACAAGUCAGGGCUAAAUAUGAUAGAUCACAAUGUUUGAGAAAUUUGUCCUUUUAAUUACUUCCAGUCCCCGAAGACAAAGUGAGUCUCAAAGUUUUAUCUUUGUGCAGUACGGUGGGCUCAUCCUGUCAUGCUUCAGGAAGAGUCAGACUCAUAAACUCAGUAUUUUAAUUCAAAAUUCAUGUAACAAGAUAGCCAAAAGUAUACGAUUUAAAAAAAAAAUUCUGAAUUCAUCUUUUCCAAGAAACAUAAAUUUACAUAUUUUUUUAAAUCACGCUAUCAAAAUUUUAAUUAAGUCUGAAAUACAAAAUUGGAUCAAGACAUUCACCCAAAAUUCUGAAUUUUUGUCAGAAAUGAAAUUUGAUUUUCAUGAAGGUAAAGCUUUCUUAACUAUCCUGGAACAUAAAACUUUAUUCAGUGUAAUUUCAGUCUUAUAUAAACUCAACUGAAUUCUAACUUGAAAUUAGAUCUCCUGAAAAUGUUGAUCUGUGUGUUGUAUCUUAUAAUGUUCUGGAGAUAGAAGCUUAUAAUUCAUUUUUAUGCCAGAGUAGGUUAAAUCCCACAAAGUAAAUAUCUUCUAAUCUUUUCUUUUUUAGAGAUAGCGUCUCACUCUAUCACCCAGGCUAGAGUGCAGUGGCACAAUCAUUGCUCACUGUAACCUUGAAUUCCUGGACUCAAGCAAUCCUCCCACCUCAGCCUCUCCUAGUAGCUGGGACUGCAGGGAUGUACCACCACACCCAGCUAAUCAUCUUCUAAUCUUAAAAAUAACUUUGAGCCUCAGAGACUUAGUAGCCAGCAUGUAUCUGUAAUUAUAUGAUUUUUAAAUCAUCAUCAAAAAAUUAAAUUAUGUUUGGGUUAGAUUUUCAAGCUAAGCAUAUUUUAUUGAAUUCUUUUACCACUGUCAUGUAAGCUGGUAGGGAAUUUUUGAGAAAAGGUGAUGGGCACUAGUAUGUCUAAAUUAACAAUGCUGAUAGAGAGUAGGGGUAAUCUAUAAAAUUACUGGAGUCUUUCUAU